AUGAUUGUGCAAUACUUUAUAAUUUUCUUCACAGUGGCCGUAUUAUCAAACAACGCAUUUAAUCCAAAGAACGCCGACGGUGGUCCGCUGGUGAAGACCGAGGGGGGACAGGUGCGGGGUCGCAUCGCCACUUCGUUCACCGGACGUCGCUACGCCAGCUUCCAGGGCAUCCCUUAUGCGAGUCCCCCAAUGCGGAACCUCAGGUUCAAGCUGCUGUGGCAUGUGAACCUCCUGGUGGCAGGGCGUUGUUACCAGCGGCUGUGCGCUCCGCAGGCGCCGCAGGCCGCAGAGCCGUGGCAGGGCGUGCUGAACGCGUCGGCCCCCGGGCACGACUGCCCCCAGCUGGACCAUCGCUCCGGAUGCGUCGUCGGCCACGAGGACUGCCUCACCCUCAACGUCUACACCACGCAGCUGGAAGGCAAGCCGCAGCCGGUGCUGGUGUGGAUCCACGGCGGGUCGUUCAUCAACGGCAGCAGCCGCCUCUACCAGCCGGACGUGCUGCUCGAACAACAGCUCGUCGUCGUCACCCUAAACUACCGACUCGGCGCCCUCGGUUUCCUGUGCUGGCCCAGUGCUGGGGUGCCAGGCAAUAUGGGCUUGCGCGACCAGUCGCUGGCUCUGUACUGGGUGCGACGCAACAUCGCUGCGUUCGGUGGCGACGCCGGAUGUGUCACCCUAGCGGGACAAAGUGCAGGGGCCGCCUCCGUCAUCUUCCACAUGCUGUCGCCGCUCUCCAAAGGCUUGUUCGACCGCGCGCUGUGCAUGAGCGGCUCGGCGCUGUGCUCGUGGGCGACGCCGCCCCACCCCGAACAGCGUGCGCUGCGUCUGCUGAGGGCGGCGGGGCUGCCCGCACACCUCAACCCCGGAGCCGGCAGCGACGCCGCCGCUGUGGAGCCGGUUGAGCCGAUGCUGCCGGUGCUGGCCGCCUGCGUGGAGGCGUGCGUGGGCGCCUUCCUGCCCGACGCGCCGUCGCGGCUGCUGUGCCGAGAACUCACUGUGAACUCGCUGUCUUUAAAUUUCUGUACCGGAGGGAACCACGGAGUGGAAGGGGAGCUGAUACCCCUGUACCAGCGGCUCGGGUCAGACACGGAAGGAGUUCGUGGGACACCUCCGUCGACCACAUCGGGAAUCACGUGGGCGCUGGAAUCGUGGACACAGGAACACAGACGCUGGAAAAUAUUAAGGCCCAAAAUGGUAGCUGAUGAGCGCGAGCGCGUGACAAGCAACUGUACUGGUGUGCUGAUUGCACUGCACUGCACUUGCACUUGA
Messenger RNA from Schistocerca nitens (vagrant locust), 1269 nucleotides. Its product is annotated as esterase FE4-like. The transcript has 8 exons. Lineage: Eukaryota; Metazoa; Arthropoda; Insecta; Orthoptera; Acrididae. The record is from RefSeq and is a predicted model, not a curated record. Bases 1 to 1269 code for a protein of 422 amino acids.